UAUUGUUUUUAAAAAUUUUAUGUGUGUAUGGCCCAAACUAGCCUGAACAAAUUGUUUCUUUCCAACAAGCAAACUGUAUGUGCAAGCACAGGUGCAAGUUUGUUUCUUAAUGCGUUUCAUUCAUUAGCUUGCAUAUGAUUGCAUCAUUCCGAGUUGGCUCAUUCAUUGAGUAAUUAAAUAUUCACUCAACGGCUCAAUUAUUACGUUCCUUCUUACUCUUUAUACACAAAACCUAUUUAUUCAUUUCAUGGGAAAUUGAAAGUGCUGUGAGGAUUGUUUAAGACUAAUAAGACGAAAUGGAAAGAGUGGAAACUGUAGACUGCUGUAUUUGUGGGGAUUUAGUGAUUUGUGUAAAAAAUUUGAAGAUUUAUCACAUGUGCGACGGAAUAGGAAGACAAUUUAGUUACGCAUGCCCCAACGCAACCCUUUUCCAACAACGUAUGUUAAUAUGUGACCAUUGGUACAUGGUAAAUUGCAACAAAUCUGAAGUUGAUUAUGACGCCAAUCUACUCAUAGGGCAGCGCGAUAAACCUUUUGUCAGGGAUUCGGAUAAUCAUAGAACCCCUCGACCCAAUUUAUUAUCUCAGAAAGCUCCCGAGUACGGUAGCUUAUUUCGAAAUGGAAAGACGAAUCUUAAUCUGGUCGGAAUUGAAACUGAUAAUCUCAACGAUUCAAUGACGUUUAAAAAACACUACUCAUUACCUACGCAUUGGUUUACGAAACUUAGCAAUGAAGGUGUGCCUUCAACAACCCAAACGGCUCUGAAGUAUAAUCCAAAGGUAAAGAGGCCGCAGCACAAGGAAGUAGUGCCAAAAAAAUCGGUUGCAAUUGCCUCUAAAAGACAAAAACCGACUGUUGCUGCGUCGUCUAAUCGAAAUCAGUUCAGCGAUCUACAACCUAACGUCAACAAUAAGGGAGAGCUGCAGAAUACUGUUAAAAUUGAAAACGCUACCACCGAUGAUCAUUGGAAUAAUUUAAAGAAACUAUUUUCAAUACCAGACUAUGAUUUUCCUUUGGAUGCAGCUAAACGACCUGGAUACGAAAGCGGACCGAGUUCAUUUGAUGCAAGCUAGUAACAAUAACGAAUGUUUAGAGAAUAUUAAAUUCAACUCUUAGUUGCCAUAUCCUUGCAGUUGCAAGGAAUACAUAA
This is a messenger RNA of Photinus pyralis (common eastern firefly), 1150 nucleotides long. RefSeq lists its product as uncharacterized. Gene Ontology annotation, molecular function: chitin binding. NCBI's taxonomy places the organism in Eukaryota, Metazoa, Arthropoda, Insecta, Coleoptera, Lampyridae. The record is from RefSeq and is a predicted model, not a curated record. Bases 297 to 1073 code for a protein of 258 amino acids. The transcript is spliced from 2 exons. Gene Ontology annotation, cellular component: extracellular region.